Molecule: messenger RNA, 311 nt
Organism: Phaethon lepturus (White-tailed tropicbird)
Lineage: Eukaryota; Metazoa; Chordata; Aves; Phaethontiformes; Phaethontidae
Gene: SAMD12
Product: sterile alpha motif domain containing 12
Exons: 3
Source: RefSeq, a predicted model, not a curated record
CUAUCCAUUGCAAUCUGAAUCCAAAUGGUAUUGAUCACCCUGUCCCCACAGAAGGUAUUAAUCUGCAACUUGAAGGUGAAGGAGUUGAGUCGCCCUCUGUUAAGAACACUAGUACUCCAAAAGGGCCUGAGUCAAAAGAGACACCCAAGAGACAACAAGCGGAGCCAGAAAUAUCUAAGGUAAAAUACCAGGUCAAUUCUUCCGUGUCUGUCAUUGAACUAGAUCCAGUACAGGACGGCAUUGAUCAAAAUCACUGCUACUGGCAGUCUGUUUUGUGGCCAAUUAUCAAGAAUGUUGCUGACUUCUCUUGA